Messenger RNA from Papaver somniferum (opium poppy), 2232 nucleotides. RefSeq names its product protein TRIGALACTOSYLDIACYLGLYCEROL 2, chloroplastic-like. The transcript is spliced from 5 exons. Gene Ontology annotation, molecular function: phospholipid binding; lipid carrier activity. NCBI's taxonomy places the organism in Eukaryota, Viridiplantae, Streptophyta, Magnoliopsida, Ranunculales, Papaveraceae. The record is from RefSeq and is a predicted model, not a curated record. Gene Ontology annotation, cellular component: chloroplast inner membrane. The coding region runs from base 596 to 1774 and encodes 392 amino acids.
AUAAUCAGUUCUCGAGUGAUAAUUCGGUUCGGUUUUGAGCUAAAAUCAAAAUAGAUCGCUUAUUAACAAUUUUUACUGAAAUCCUUCCAUUAAUAAAUGGUUCGGUUCAGUUUCUCGUAGGAUAAUCCCCACCAAGCAUCCGGGAAAGUAGUUAAGAAGGGGCAGACACUCUUUUACUACAGUCUCAUUCUUCCUUUCUCUCACACCUAUCGAUUAAAUCAGAGAAACACCAAAAUCCCCGAUUCACUCUGUCUGCUGCUGCUUCACUAUUACUACUUCGACAUCCAGAAGAAACUAAAGAGAAAGGGUUUCAUUUGUAUCUUUGGCCAAAUCAAUCAAUCAAUCUGGUAAAGCAUUUCUCUGCUACCCACCAAUUUUGUUCAAUUUAAUUUUAUUUUUAGGGUUUUUAUUUAGGGGUUCAAAAUUGCAUCUAAUUACUCCAUUUUGCGGGAGAUAAUGUUUCUCAUCAGUAAUUUUAGAUGUAAUCUAUAGUAAUUGUUUUUGGUAUACUCAACAACAUUUGGAAUCCACCCAAUUUUCAAUUUUGAGAGAAAUCCAAUAGAGGUAAAGAAUUUUUGUGAGUUGGGUUUGAAAAAUGGUUGGAAGUAGUUCAUGGGUUCAAGUUUCAUCUCGCCCUACUGUCUUAUCGUUGACGCCAGGAAUUACAUUCCCAACAGACUCUUUGUCAUCUGUAUCAUCGUCAUCCAGGAGUUUUUUACCUCAUUUACCUAAUAGGUCAUUAAAGAAAUUAGCCAGGGUACAGGCAAGUUCUGCUAAUACUGGGCAGGAUUCUCGACCCUCAUCAUCAGAGAAGAAGAAUCCACUAGCGGUUGUUUUGGGUAUUCCAGGGACUAUUUGGAAGCAGACAUUGCGUCCGUUAAGUGAUUUUGGAUUUGGAAAGAAGAGCGUAUGGGAAGGUGGGGUUGGGUUGUUUGUUGUUUCCGGAGCGGUACUUCUUGCGUUGAGUUUGGCUUGGUUGAGAGGUUUUCAGAUGCGCUCGAGAUUUAGGAAGUAUCAAGCAGUGCUUCAGUUUACGGAGGCUUGUGGUAUUAGUACCGGUACAGCUGUUAGGAUCAGAGGUGUGACUGUUGGGAGUGUCAUUCGUCUCAACCCUUCAUUAAAAAGCAUUGACGCAGUCAUUGAGGUUGAAGAUGAUAAAAUAUUCAUACCCCGGAAUUCACUCAUUGAAGUGAAUCAGUCUGGUCUUCUUAUGGAGACUAUGAUUGAUAUUACCCCUAAGGAUCCGCUUCCCAUGCCUUCAAUGGGGCCACUUGAUACAGAAUGUGCUAAAGAAGGUCUAAUUGUAUGUGACAAGGAAACAAUUAAGGGAAGCAAGGGUGUAAGUUUGGAUGAAUUAGUCGGUAUAUUUACACGUCUUGGGCGGGACAUGGAAGUGAUUGGUGUUCACAAAACCUUUGACCUGGCUGAAAGGGUAGCAUCGGUUAUUGAAGAGGCAAAGCCGCUGCUUGCAAAGAUUGAAGCCAUGGCGGAGGAUUUAGAACCUUUGCUAUCUGAGGUUCGUGAUAGUGGUCUUCUAAAAGAAGUCGAAGGUUUAACAAAAAACCUAAGCGCAGCAACUGAAGACAUGAGGAAGAUGCAUUCAUCCAUUAUGACCCCUGAGAACACUGAGCGAAUUCGCAAGUCCAUUUAUAGCUUCUUAUUUACUCUGAAGAAUAUUGAGAACAUAAGCUCUGACAUCUCAGGCUUCACUGGAGAUGAGCCUACUAGACGAAAUUUAAAACUGCUCAUCAAAUCAUUAAGCAGGUUACUGUGAAGAUGGUAGCUGAAUGACUGACAUUGAAAAACAGAGCUGAGUGGAAUAUUGGCGUGCAGAUGGAAGAGGCUUUUUCUUUUUUUUCGGGUACAGAGGUGUGAGAAAGAGAUAGAAGUCACCAGCACUAUUGACUUGUCUAGUUUUUCGCCUGCAACAGUAGGAUACUAGUCUUAAAUCAUUUUUUUUUAGUUUAUUUUGUGUAGGCUUGUGGAAUACCGUAUAUUUAUCAUGUGGCAAGGGAAUGAGAAGAAUUUGGGCUGUUUCGGAUAAAAUUCUUUUCAUUGGUUUAUCACAUUGGCUAGAAAGGCAGAAAAAGCAGGAAGGUGUGUUCUGAAUAAGCACAAGCAGUCAGGCAUGGCACCACACUGCAGCACAAAUGUUGGAAUGUAUUAUUUGAAUUGGUUGUCAAUCGGUAUUACACUGUUUUUGCUAAUGGAUAAGGUCCUAAAUUUAUGUCA